Molecule: messenger RNA, 1217 nt
Organism: Suricata suricatta (meerkat)
Lineage: Eukaryota; Metazoa; Chordata; Mammalia; Carnivora; Herpestidae
Gene: TCEANC
Product: transcription elongation factor A N-terminal and central domain containing
Exons: 2
Coding region: 99-1148 (349 amino acids)
Biological process (GO): DNA-templated transcription
Cellular component (GO): nucleus
Source: RefSeq, a predicted model, not a curated record
CCACACACCUGUGGCGGGGUCGCCGUGAGGACUGAGAUGACGCGCGUGUGUGGCCUGUAGAGUUGUUAGAAUGCCUUCGGCCGCUGAGAGCUCUAAAGAUGUCUGACAAGAACCAGAUCGCUGCCACAGCUUCCCUUAUUGAGCAACUGACGUCUAGAAGGAAUUUUGAGGAUCUUGGCAACCACCUCACUGAGCUAGAAAGCCUUCAUGUGACUAAAGAGCACCUCCAGGAAACCGUUGUGGUCAGGGCCGUGUACGGAGUCCUCAAAACUUGCCCCACAGUGGCUUUGAAAAAGAAAGCCAAGCGUCUGUUGUCAGAAUGGAAAGGUCUCUACAAGGAUGCGCACUUGAAACCAACGAACAGCCUGAAAUCAUUCCCUGCGGGUAGAAAUGAAGAAAACCCAGGGCUUUCUCAUGACCCACAUCAGGGUAAGAUGCUGGGCGGCUCCAGAUCUAAUUCAUCAUCCCACGACGUUGCAGAAGCCAUUGAAGCGAUUGCGCCUAAAGAUAGCGCUCGUCCAAUGGGACCCGAGGAAGAGCAUUUCAGGGGUGGUGACCCUAAAUCCGCCGAUGAGAGAUCCAGUGAGUUGCUGGAUCCCACGGUACCUGUGAGAGCUAAAUGCACAGAGCUUCUUUACGAAGCUUUAACGAGGUCUUCCGCAGAUCAGCCCAGAGCUGAUUUGUGGCGCAACCUGGCGAGAGACAUUGAGGAACACAUUUUUGCCCUUUAUUCCAAGAACCUGAAAAAAUACAAAACUUGUGUUAGGAGCAAAGUCGCCAAUCUGAAGAACCCCAAAAGUUCCCACUUACAACAAAGCUUGCUCUCUGGGACCGUGUCUCCGCGAGAAUUUGCCGCGAUGACCGUCCUGGAAAUGGCACACGAGGACCUGAAGCAGCUGAGAGCCUCAUACACGGAGUCUUGCAUACAGGAACACCACCUUCCCCAAGUGGUGGGCGGCACGCACACAGAGAAAAUAAAAUGCAGGCGCUGUGAGAGGUUCAAUUGCAAGGUCACCGUAAUCGCCAGAGGAGCGCUUUUCCUUCCAAGUUGGGUGCGGAACUCCAACCCAGACGAAGAAAGGAUGACCUAUGUGAUCUGUAACGAGUGCGGGGAGCAGUGGUACCAUAGUGCGUGGGUGUGCCUGUGAGUGCAAACAGGUGCUGUCUUCACAAAGACCCAGGGAGAUGCCUGGUUUGUUUGGGGUUUUUUUUUUUUU